GUCAUAUUAAAAAAAAAAAGGGUAGAAACGUCAAAGAAAAAUCCAGCGUCAACGUCGGCGUCUCACAAACAAUAAUUAAGAAGGCAGUUUCACACGAACCCUCUCCCAAUCUAUCCAUCGCCAUUACUAAACCCCUAACCUCACCUUCUUCUUCAGUUGACCUCUCUCUCUGAUCUCUCUCUAAACCCGACCCGAAUCAUGAGCUCCAACAACCCGGAUCUGGAUUCCGUUGGCGCACCCGGAGACUUCUCCGGCCCGCGGAGCUACGCACUGAGCGGCAAAAUCAUGCUCUCCGCCAUCGUCAUCCUCUUCUUCGUCGUCAUCCUCAUGGUCUGUCUCCACCUCUACGCACGUUGGUACCUCCUCCGCGCUCGCCGCCGCUAUCUGCGCCGCCGACGCCGCAAUCGCCAUCCCACCACCGUCUUCUUUGUUGACCCCUCGGCCUCCGCCGCCUCCGGAGCUGCUGGGCUUGACCCAACUGUCAUAAAGUCUCUCCCCGUCUUCAGCUUCUCCGCCGCGACCCAUCCCGACCCAAUCGAGUGCGCUGUCUGCUUGUGUGAGUUCGAGGAGGACGAGGCGGGUCGGGUCUUACCCAACUGCAAACACACCUUCCACGUCGAGUGCAUCGAUAUGUGGUUCCACUCUCAUUCCACGUGUCCUCUCUGCCGGUCCCUGGUCGAACCCGUUCCCGGCGAGCAAAUUCAGGCGGCGGAGGAGGUUGCGAUCGUGAUUCCCGAAGACCCGGCUCCGAGCUCGGAGUUGUGCGACACGUGUCGGGUCGAUUCCGAUGGAGCGGGUACUUCGAUGCCGGAAGAACGCCGGAUAAAGCCGCCGGCGAUCGAUGUGCCAAGGAGGAAUCCCUGCGAGUUGGAGAACGAGGCGACUCGGAGCGACUCACCGGUGAAUCAGUCGUUCAGGUCGCCGAUGAGCCGGAUGCUUUCGUUCAAGCGGAUUCUGAGCAGAGACUGGAGAACGGCAUCUUCUCCAUCCGGCGGAUCUCCGUCGCCAUCGGCGUACGGAUGCGGAACAUCGGUGACCGAGUCAGACGUCGAACAAGGGAGAGAGGAGGGUCGCUGAGUUACGGCAGCCACGUGGGGUUAUUUUAUUGGUUGAUAGAAUUAGCAUUAAAAACGCAAAGUAAAACAUUCUUUGGGUUAAUCCCAAAUCCGGCUGAGAUUGGUUUCAGCGCCCGUUGACACGUGGCGAGAUCUGAACAAUCGAUACAGUCAAACAUUAGAUCUUGUACAUAUGCCAUGGAAUCAUUAUUUUGAUUUGUUCCC
This is a messenger RNA of Tarenaya hassleriana, 1280 nucleotides long. RefSeq names its product RING-H2 finger protein ATL2. The transcript has a single exon. Lineage: Eukaryota; Viridiplantae; Streptophyta; Magnoliopsida; Brassicales; Cleomaceae. The record is from RefSeq and is a predicted model, not a curated record. Bases 199 to 1077 code for a protein of 292 amino acids.